Molecule: messenger RNA, 1802 nt
Organism: Poecilia reticulata (guppy)
Lineage: Eukaryota; Metazoa; Chordata; Actinopteri; Cyprinodontiformes; Poeciliidae
Product: glycylpeptide N-tetradecanoyltransferase 1-like
Biological process (GO): N-terminal peptidyl-glycine N-myristoylation
Cellular component (GO): cytoplasm
Molecular function (GO): glycylpeptide N-tetradecanoyltransferase activity
Source: RefSeq, a predicted model, not a curated record
CCAGUUUGUCCACAGCUUCAAGGAGACACUUUCUAACACGAUGACUGACGCAGAAUCUUUGGAUAAGCCGCCGACAGAUGGUGAGAGUGGUGGUCUUAAAAAGAGCAAAAAGAAGCAAAAGAGAGAAAAUGCUUGGAGACCAGAGGGAGCCAGAGACCCAUUUGCUAUGCUGGAUUCUCUGCCAGAGAAGGAACAGCAGGAGAUACAGAAAGCCCUUCAUCUUUUCUCUCUGGGCACCAGCUUGCCUAAGACCCUGCAACAGGCCAAAAACCACACCUACCGCUUCUGGGACACGCAGCCCGUCACCAAACUGGGUGACCACGUUACGACUCAUGGCCCAGUCGAGGAGGUGGACGCCAGCAUCCGGAGCGAGCCAUGCUUACUUCCUCAGGGAUUCUCCUGGGAUACUCUGGACUUGAGCAGYCCUUUUGUGUUGGGAGAGCUGAGCCAUUUGCUAAAUGAGAAUUACAUGGAAGAAGAUGACAACACAAUCAGAUUUAACUUUUCUCCUGAGUAUCUACUGUGGGCUUUACAGCCUCCAAACUGGCUGCUCCAGUGGAACUUGGGCGUGAGAGUAGACGCAAACAAGAAGUUAGUCGGUUUCAUUGCUGCUGUACCUGCUGAUGUUCGCAUUUACGAGACGAAGAAGCGGUUGGUGCAGGUCAGAUUCCUGUGUGUUCAUAAGAAACUGCGCCUCAAGCGGAUGACGCCGGUUCUGAUUCGGGAACUUACCAGAAGGGUCAACCAGCAGGGGGUCUACCAGGCUGUCUAUGCAGCUGGCACAGUGUUGCCAACACCAAUAAGCUCCUGCAGCCAGUGGCAUCGCCCUUUGAAUCCCCGUAAGCUAAUGGAGGUCAACUACCCCGGUCUAAAGCAGAACAUGAAUCUGCAGCGAGCCUUGAAGUUUAACCGCUUACCUGAGGUGACAAAGAUAAAGGGCCUGCGUCCUAUGACUGAAGCAGAUGCUCCAAGGAUCCUGUCAUUACUUGAGAAAAAUCUCUCCAACUUCCACCUCAGCCCUCUCUUAUCGCUGCAGGAAGUAGAGCACUGGUACUUACCGAAGGAGAAUGUGAAUGACACCUACGUGGUGGAGGCGGACAAUGGUACUCUGACUGACAUGGUGAGCUUCUAUACCGUCUCCUCCAGGGUGCUAAACCAUCCAGUUCACACCGGUCUGAGAGCCGCUUGUCUUCUGUACGCCGUCUGUAAUACCACUGGGGUGGCUGACCUCAUGGAGGACACACUGGUUCUGGCUAAAUCUAAAGGCUGUGAUGUCUUCUGUGCUCUUGAUGUGAUGGAUAACAUGAGCUUCUUGGAAAAGCUGAAGUUCACCAUCAGCGAUAAGAGUGUCCAUUACUACCUGUACAACUGGAAGUGUCCUCUCAUGAGCCCGGACAAGGUCAGUCUGGUGUUACCCAACUAAUCUGACGCAUUGAAGACGGAAUGAUCUGCAUCACUACCUGUGCUUUCAGCAGUCACUAUGAUGUACAAAAUUAGAAAAAAGGAAAAGUAACUGAAGGAGCAGUUGCAGUCAGAUGGAUUCAUCUAUUACAUUGUAAUGUCUGUGUUUGUGUGUUUACAUGUGAAUGCACGUGUGUGAGACUGUGCGUGGGUAUAAUUAUCAACAUCAAAAGCCCUGUGGUUGUAAUGUUACCAUGAUCAGUCCUAAAACUGCAUUAACCACUGACUAAAGCUCCAGUUUUAGAAUGUCAAGAAUAAACAACCAUGUAAAACUCAUCGUUUAAUUCAGAAGACAUGUUAGACCAAAGGAAAACAUAAUAAAAUCCUUACUGUCCUGAAAA